AUGGAUCAGGCUACUUUACUGGCGCCUGUGGUUGCAGGCCAAAUUCUGCGUGUUGCCUACUAUACGGCUAGUCUCAUUGUCGUCGCCAUCGUCGCCAAUGUCGUCAACCAGCUGGUUUUCUACAACAGAAAGGAACCUCCCGUGGUGUUUCACUUGGUUCCUUUCAUUGGAAGUACAAUUGCAUAUGGCAUGGAUCCUUAUCAAUUCUUUUUCGCAUCUCGUGCCAAGUAUGGAGACAUCUUCACAUUCAUUCUACUCGGGAAGAAGACGACUGUUUACCUCGGCGUGGAAGGCAAUGAGUUUAUCCUCAAUGGGAAGCUCAAAGACGUGAAUGCGGAAGAAGUCUACGGCAAACUCACAACCCCCGUCUUCGGAUCUGAUGUUGUUUACGACUGUCCCAAUUCCAAGCUAAUGGAGCAGAAGAAAUUCAUCAAGCAUGGCCUGAGCACCACAGCUCUGGAAUCAUAUGUUCCCCUUAUCGCCGACGAAACAAGCUCCUACGUCAAAGGAUCAUCCCAUUUCAAAGGUCAAUCCGGUAUCAUUGAUCUGACGGCUGUAAUGAGCGAGAUCACCCUGUUCACGGCUGCUCGCACCCUGCAAGGCAAGGAGGUUCGCUCCAAGCUUACCACUGAAUUUGCGGAGCUCCUCCACGACCUCGAUCUCGGAUUCUCGCCUGUCAAUUUUAUGAUACCCUGGGCCCCUUUGCCGCAUAACAGAAAGCGUGAUCUGGCUCAUUCCCGAAUGCGUGAGAUUUAUCUCAAGAUCAUUCAGACUCGGCGUAACGCUUUGUCCAAGGGCAAGUCCACCAAAAAGGCGAAUCUCACUGAAGGCACAGACAUGAUCUUGAACUUCAUGAAUAGCACUUAUCGCGAUGGCACCCCUAUCCCAGACAAGGAGAUCGCACAUAUGAUGAUCACGCUUCUGAUGGCAGGACAACAUUCUUCAUCCGCAAUUAGCUGCUGGAUUCUUCUUCGGCUAGCUUCUGAACCAGAGAUGACGGAGAAGCUUUACCAAGAGCAGAUCCAGAACUUGGGUGCCGAUCUUCCACCACUGCAAUACAAGGAUCUUGACAAGUUGCCUCUGCACCACAACGUUAUUAAGGAGACAUUGCGUAUUCACUCGUCUAUCCACACGCUUAUGAGAAAGGUGAAGAAUCCGCUUCCGGUCCCUGGUACGGACUAUGUUGUCCCAACAUCCCACACCCUUCUCUCUUCACCGGGUGUUACUGCGAGAGAUGAACGGUAUUUCCGAGAUCCUUUGAAGUGGGAUCCGCAUCGAUGGGAGACCCGUGUCGAGAUUGAGGAUGAUACAGAUACUAUCGAUUAUGGCUAUGGGGCUGUUUCUAAGGGAACACGCAGUCCCUAUUUGCCUUUUGGAGCGGGUAGACAUCGGUGUAUUGGGGAGAAGUUCGCCUAUCUCAAUCUUGAGGUGAUCGUUGCCACGCUGGUGCGAGAGUUCAAGUUUUUCAAUGUCGAAGGAAAAGAGGGUGUCCCUGAGACUGACUAUUCGUCACUCUUCUCGCGCCCCAUUCAGCCAGCUACGGUGCGCUGGGAAGUUCGUUCGUGA
Penicillium brevicompactum is the source of this 1566-nucleotide messenger RNA. RefSeq names its product cytochrome P450. Gene Ontology annotation, molecular function: monooxygenase activity; oxidoreductase activity, acting on paired donors, with incorporation or reduction of molecular oxygen; heme binding. Gene Ontology annotation, biological process: ergosterol biosynthetic process. The record is from RefSeq and is a predicted model, not a curated record. The coding region runs from base 1 to 1566 and encodes 521 amino acids. NCBI's taxonomy places the organism in Eukaryota, Fungi, Ascomycota, Eurotiomycetes, Eurotiales, Aspergillaceae. The transcript is spliced from 4 exons.